Musca domestica (house fly) is the source of this 2912-nucleotide messenger RNA. Its product is annotated as frizzled-4. Gene Ontology annotation, molecular function: Wnt-protein binding; Wnt receptor activity. The record is from RefSeq and is a predicted model, not a curated record. The transcript is spliced from 3 exons. NCBI's taxonomy places the organism in Eukaryota, Metazoa, Arthropoda, Insecta, Diptera, Muscidae. Gene Ontology annotation, cellular component: plasma membrane. The coding region runs from base 630 to 2615 and encodes 661 amino acids. Gene Ontology annotation, biological process: canonical Wnt signaling pathway; non-canonical Wnt signaling pathway.
UCGAGUAGUCGAAAAUCGACUCAGUUGUCCCUAGAUCCCUCAUAAAUUCCAAAAAUAGACGAUAACAUAAACAAAUUCCACAGCAUAAACAUUUGGGAUAUUCUAAAUGUUAAAGAAACAGAAGACAACGAAAAGAUACUGUUUAAAUUAUAAUAUUAUUUCAUCAAUGGUGGCCAGUACAAUAUUAUUGCAAAACCUACAUACACACCAUUAGUGGGUUGCGAGCUUGUUUGUCCAGUUGAUACCUGUGGCUAGAAAUUGAAUUGUAUCUACCUUGAAGAAGAUUGUAAAUGUGUGCGUUAUUAAAGAGAUAUACCUUAACAAGCAGUUUGCUUUCGGCAUAAGCUCCACAUGAAAGUGGAUACGACUACCCGCUAACGAGGUAACAAGACACAAAUAAUCAGUUUGGUGUGUAUUCAAUAGCAGACAUUUUGGAAGAUUCAGAACAUCGUUAGCUAAACCAGUUACCCUUACUGAGCACGAGAAGGAUAGUUGUAGCUUUUGAUAACUUGUUUUGGGCAUUUAGUAUCUAAUCGGAGUUCAUGCAACAUGUUGAUCGAAUUACUAUGCUGAGUAGUUAAUACCAGAUUUUUUUUAGUGGAAAAAGUCGCACAAAGGCAAAUAUAAAUAUGAGCAAAUGUACAGUGAGUGCAAUAAUUUUGUUCGCGAUCGGAGUCCACCUGACGAUGGCAGUAAACGAAUUCGGUGUACGCCAGUGUGAACCAAUACGUAUUGAACUGUGUCGAAACAUUGGUUAUAAUGAAACUUCAAUGCCAAACUUGGCUGGCAAUGAAGUCCAGAACGAUGCCGAAUACACGUUACAAUCAUUCGCCCCUCUAAUUGAGUAUGUAUGUAGUACACAGUUGAAGCUAUUCCUCUGCGCCACUUAUGUGCCAAUGUGCACUUUACAAACGCCAGUACCAAUCGGACCAUGCAGAAGCCUUUGCGAAAGUGUUCGCUCUCGCUGCGACCCCGUUCUUCAAGGAUUUGGAUACCUCUGGCCUCCAGCAUUGGAUUGUAACAGAUUUCCAAAACAAAAUAAUCAAGAAACUAUGUGUAUGGAAGGCCCCGGAGAGUCAGCGGAAACAUUACCAAUAGGAGAAUCUCUUACGCCUGUAAAAUCUCCACCUCACCAGACAAUGGUAACAACAAUUCCCACUUUAGAAUGUCCCGGACAUUCAAAACUGUAUGUAAAAUUGCCUCGAUCUUGGCGCUGUGCGCCUUUAUGCGAAGCAAGUAUUUUAUUCAAUGCCAAUGAUAAACAUAUUGCCGAAAUUUGGACCAGUACUUGGACAUAUGUAGCACUGGGUCUUGGUCUCUUAACGGUUUUAUGCAUUUUGGUUUCUGAUACCGAAACAACCAAAACAAAUGACGCAAAAAAUACACAGGUGUUGAGGCCUUUGAUGUGGUGUCACAUUAUGGUUGUAAUAGGAUGGACAGUGCGUUUUGUGGCUGGGCGUAAUGCUACAUCGUGUGGAUAUGAUCCACAGUUGCCGAAUGUUUCUUUAUUGCUAGUUGAUGGGUUAUCUAAUGGGCCUUGUGCUGCAACAUUUCUUCUGCGGUAUUACUUUGGGAUGGCUGCGGCAGCAUGGUGGGCAAUUUUGUCAUUGGGAUGGCACCGGGAUGUUCGUCGUAAUAGUCCAGAUUCGAUGAACCAAAUUUCCCCAGAUGGAAAUGGAUAUACCAAUCCCAUUGCAGUAAAUAGCCAAGUUAAAGCGUAUCGCGCCAAUUUGAACAAAGUAAGCAAAAGCAUUGUCACCAGUAACUUAGCUAGGUUCUUGGCUUGGGGUUUACCGGCUUUUCAAACCGCCGCUGUUAUUGUUGCACGAAUUAUAGAUGCUGAUGAGCUUUUAGGAGCAUGUUUUGUUGGUAAUCAAUCGGACAAAGGUUUGCAAAUUCUAGUAGCUACACCACUAUUCUGUUAUUGGAUUUUCGGAUCUAUGAAUUUGGCCUCGGGAUUCUUAGUCCACCGGCGAAAUAAAGAAAUAGCAAGCAAUUCAAAUUCCACGCACUUGAGAAUAUUGCUGCAAUUGAAAUAUAGCGUAUCCGGAUCAUUUCUUUUUAUAUACUGUUUUCCUUGCGCAUUACUCCUUCUGGCGGUAAUAUACGAGUUCGCUAAUAUCGAUGUGUGGCUAAGCGAAUCACCAUAUAUAACACUAGAUAGGAGUUUUUCAAGUCUAAAUAACGAAACACCAAUGUGGCCCUUUCUAUCAAGAGCUUUUAUGGAAUUGUUGCUGGCAAUAAUUACAUCCUCGUGGAUAUUAGUGCCUAAAUUGUCGUCAAUGUACAAAGGGCAUAUGACUAAACAUAGUAAUGCAAAAACUAUGCCCAUCCCGCCAUUGCACAAUUCUGUACAUACCACAAAUAAUGUUAGCUGUCGUUUAUCUGGCAAAACGUAUAGUACUGUUUCCUAUCAAUCUGUACGACAAUCUAAAAACAAAUCGUCCAAUGUGGAUCAACAUCAAGGUAGUGCAAUAAUGUUGAAACAUCCCCCAAAUUUCUCCGUUGGCCGAAGCAAAUCUGUUCAAAAGCAAUCAAGCCAUUUCCCAAUUAAUUUACCAGAUAAAAAGACAGCACAUACUUUUACCAUGUACCGAGAUGAGACGAUUCUUUAGCGAUUAAAUAAUGGGAAUCAAUUGUUAUAUUGGAUAAGUCUGUGAUAUGCAUCAAUGUAUUGCCUAUAACUAAAAUAAUUCUAGUGCUAACUAUAUCACGUAUAAAAGUUUAUGGAAACAACCAAUUAUGUUCAUUAAGAAUGGCAUUACAAUAAGUUUAUUCUAUAUAAACACACUAACUAAUUAUAUUUUUAGUUCUAGGGCAAGUGUACUUACCCAUAUUAGUUUUAAGAAAUGUGCCAUUAGUUAUAAGAAAUAUUUAUUUUAAUAAAUUUGAAAUCAAUUAUAUAAAUUUUA